AUGUCUCGAUUGAAUCAAAUCGAAGACUGGCAACAAUAUCAAGAUCCAAAUAAUGUAUCAGUGGAUAGAGUUAAUAGAUCAAAAAGAAUAAUACGAGAAGUACCCAUAGAAGAAGAUGGAAGCAAUUACAAUAACAACUUCAACAGUUCUGUUUAUCAACCUGAAGUAUAUAAAUUAUUACUUCGAGAUUUUUCAAAUAAUUACUGCUACGCGUAUGAAUAUAAUGAUCCACUCAGAUUCAUUAGGGAAUCAAGAGAAGAAACGUUUACACCUCUUAAGAUUAAACUUGGUGGAAGACUACGUGUGAAACCUGGUGCUAAAGUUAUCAAUGGGGUUAUAUAUCUUGAUAAUAGUUUUUGCCAAUAUUUAGGUCUAAUAGAUCAAGAUAAAGAGUUGACAGACAAUUUGAAUACAGGUAUUGUUCAAAGGUAUAUUGAAAUUCUCACAGAAGGGCUAACGUCUUAA
Molecule: messenger RNA, 465 nt
Organism: Scheffersomyces coipomensis
Lineage: Eukaryota; Fungi; Ascomycota; Pichiomycetes; Serinales; Debaryomycetaceae
Gene: NCE4
Product: Nce4p
Exons: 1
Coding region: 1-465 (154 amino acids)
Source: RefSeq, a predicted model, not a curated record